CCUCCUGAGUUUGUUUUGUGACAAGGUCUCCGGCAGGCAGCUGGGGCUAGCCUCCAGGGUAGCCAAGGAUGGCUUUGCUCCUCCUGCCUCCACCUCCCCAGGGCUGGGCCUUUCUCUGUCUUAUCUAAUUUUUAUUCUCUGUGCACUGGUGUUCUGCUUGUAUCCAUAUCUGUGAUGAUGCCAGGUCUUGGAGUUACAGACAGUUGUGAGCUACCACGUGGGCGCUGGGAGUUGAAUACAGGUCUUCUGAAAGAACAGGCAGUGCCCCCCCCCCCCCUUUUGGUGUUUUCCAGACAGGGUUUCUCUGUGUAGCCCUGGCUGUCCUGGACUCACUCUGUAGACCAGGCUGGCCUCGAACUCACAGAGAUGGACCUGUCUCUGCCUCCCUAGUGCUGGGAUCAAAGGCGAGCGCCACCACCACCUGGCUCACCAAAAUCCUUUUUCCAGGGUUGUUGGCAGGCAACUUUAAUUCCAGCCCUGGGAAGGCUGAGGCGGGAGGAGCAGGAGGGGUUCAGGGUCCUCCUCCGCCGCAUAGUGAGUUCUAGGCCAGCCUGGACUACAGGAGACCCUGUCUCAGAGAUGGAGCAAAAAUUGUGGCGGGAGAGAUCUGGAAACAGCGGCGGCAGGGAAUCUUUGAAAUAAACAGGUUCCCGGAUCCGCUUACGGCCUGCUCGGCUGCCGCGGCCGGGGCGGGAGGCGCAGGACGCGGCGGACCCGCGCGCCAUGGACAGCGCUGCGCCCCCUGCGCCCCGCGAGCCCGGGGCCGCCGAGCCCCCCGCCCGCCCGCGCCCGCGCCUGGUGUUCCGCACGCAGCUCGCACACGGCAGCCCCACCGGCAGGAUCGAGGGCUUCACCAACGUCCGCGAGCUCUACGCCAAGAUCGCCGAGGCCUUCGGCAUAGCGCCCACCGAGAUCCUGUUCUGUACCCUCAACAGUCACAAGGUGGACAUGCAGAAGCUGCUCGGGGGGCAGAUCGGGCUGGAAGACUUUAUCUUCGCGCACGUGCGUGGAGAGACCAAAGAGGUGGAGGUCACCAAAACGGAGGACGCUCUGGGGCUGACCAUCACUGACAACGGGGCCGGCUACGCCUUCAUCAAGAGGAUCAAGGAAGGCAGCAUCAUCAACAGGAUUGAGGCAGUGUGUGUGGGCGACAGCAUCGAGGCCAUCAACGACCACUCCAUCGUGGGCUGCCGGCACUACGAGGUGGCCAAGAUGCUGCGCGAGCUGCCCAAGUCCCAGCCCUUCACCCUGCGCCUGGUGCAGCCCCGGAGAGCCUUCGAUAUGAUUGGCCAGAGGAGCAGGAGCAGCAAGUGUCCUGUGGAAGCCAAAGUCAGCAGCGGGAAGGAGACGCUGCGCCUGCGCUCCGGGGCCCCUGCCACUGUGGAGGAAGCGCCCAGCGACGUGGAGGAGGCGGCGGCGCGCAGGGUGGACGACCUGCUGGAGAGCUACAUGGGGAUCCGGGACCCUGAGCUGGGUAAGCGGCGCGGCGGCCGCGGUGGUGGAGACGGCGCGGAGCUCGGCGGGAGCGCAGGCCUUCGCGCGCGGCCUGGACGCCGUUCUGGGCGAGUUCGCCUUCCCGGACGAGUUCGUGGUGGAGGUGUGGGCGGCCGUCGGCGAGGCCCGCGACGCCUGUGGCUAGCGUGUGUGGGAGGCCGCAGCCCUGCGCCCAGCCCCCUGCCGCAGCGCCGCUCCAGAACCCAGGACAGCCCCGAGACAAGGCCCGGCUCUCGAACCCGCCCCAGUUCCGCCACCCAGGCCCACCUCAAGGCCCAGCCCAAUGCUAGCACCCAGCUCAGCCCCGACGCCCGGCCUGGAUCCAGAACCCGCCCCGGUUCUGUGACCCAGGCCCAGCCCGAGGCCCAGCCUGCUUCUGGAACCCCAGUCCUCUCUGAAAUCCAGCCAGGCUUUAGCACCCAGCCUGAUCCUGGGAUGCAGCCUGGUUCCAGAACCGAAGUCAGCCCUGAGGUGCCGGCUGGCAUUGGAACCCAGGACGGCCCUGGGGCCCAGCGUUGCUCCGGAGCCUAUCCUGAAACUGAAAGCCAACCCGGCCCUAGAGCCCAGGCUGGCCCUGAGUCCAGGCCCAGUUCUGGAGCACAGGGCAGUCCUGAAGACCACAGCAGCCCCAGAGCCCAGGCUGGCCCUCAGGUCAGGUUCCACUCGCAGACCAAGGCUGCUUCUGGAACAGAGACAGGCCGUGAGGGUGGGCCCAGUUCUAGAACACAGGCACACCCAGACAGAAAGCCCUGCACUAGAGCACGGCCAGGCACGGGGCCCACGCCCCAUGCCGGAGCCCAGGUCCCGGCUGACCGUCAGCCCUCCAAAGUCCAGCCAGGCCCUGCUGCCCGGCAGCCGCGCUCUGGAACCCCGAUGAAGAGCCAGCUGGGCUCAGAGCACCGCCCCAGUCCCGAGUCCCGGCAGCCAGGUCCCCAGACCCAGCUCAGGGGUGAAGCAGUCGCCGGGGAGGGCCGGCCCUUCUCUGACGCUUGGAGAGGCUCUGGAGGAACCGCUGACUCCAGACCCCACCCAAGGUCUACCACACCGCUGACUGAUGGGACCCAAGCCCGCUCACAGAGCCAGGCACCUCCCCGACCCCUGGGCAGUGCAGGCAGCCAAAGCCAGGCUGCUGCCCCCUCCAGACUGAAGCCCCAGCCCUGCCCCUCAGCCAGGCCACCCCCCAGCACCUCCCAACGCCCCACACCCCCAGCUGGCUGCAGCGAUGGGUCUCGCUCUGAGGCCCAGCCAGGGGACGGUCCCCACUCCCGAAUGCCAUGCACCCCAGAAGCGAGGCCCAGCUCCGGGAUGUUGCCGGCCACCAAGCUCUCCCCACCCAGAAGGCAUGCCAGCUCCAGGACACAGUCCGAUUCUGGGACCCAGACGGACUUCCAGGCCUGGCCCAGCUCCGGAGCCCUCUCGGGUUGUGCUAGCGAUCAAGGGUCUCAGUCACAGCCUUUGGCAGAGAAGGAGCCCGGCUCCAGGGCCUUGUCUAGUUCUGGGGACAAAACUCAGCAGCCGAAGACAGCUGGAGCCAGCUGUGUCCCCAAGGCAGACGCAGGACAGCGCCUUGACCCUGGAGUCCACUCGGCCUCCAGAACCCAGUUCAGUUCUCAGGUACCAGCAUCCAGAGCUCAGCCCAGGCUGGCAGAGGCGUUGAGUUCCAGAACCAGGCCAGGCCCCGGCCCCAGCAGUUCUGAAAGUCAGCCCAGCUCAGGAGCCUGCCCCCUCAACUCUAGAGACAGCAGCAGCCCUCAGACCCCAGGCUUUGAGCCCAGCACACAGCCUGCUCCCCUGGCCCCACCUCAGUCUCCAAGCCCCUCGCACCCAAGAGCUCCCACCCCUGCCCUUAGCAAGGUUGCUAGGCCCCAGCCUCAGGAGGAAACACGGGCCACAGCCAGCCCCAGGCCAGGCCCCUCAGCCUCUCUCCUGAACCGCGGCUCCUGCGCCCCCAGCGCCACCGUGGAGAAGCCAGCCCUUUCUCCCAAGCCCCAGCUGGGUCUCCCGAAGCCCGUGUCCCCCACCAUAUGCGUCACUCCCAGCCCCGCCCCCAGGCCUGGGCCCCUCCCUCACCCCAGCCUGUAACCCUGUGACCGGACUCAUCCCAGUAGGAGGGCAGGAGGGUGGAAACUGAGGCUUGGGUUUCAGGGGCCGGGCUGCAAAUCCGGCGUAACGGGACCUGGCCAGGCCACGGGAGCCUCGGGAGGCUCCUGGGACCUUGGUGGUGAAUAAAGGAGCCGCGUGCCCCCACAGUCGCCUCUCUCCCUUUGCCUGUGGUCUGCACGGAG
This is a messenger RNA of Meriones unguiculatus (Mongolian gerbil), 3779 nucleotides long. RefSeq names its product GIPC PDZ domain containing family member 3 (gene Gipc3). The record is from RefSeq and is a predicted model, not a curated record. The transcript is spliced from 7 exons. Gene Ontology annotation, molecular function: protein binding. The coding region runs from base 724 to 3576 and encodes 950 amino acids. NCBI's taxonomy places the organism in Eukaryota, Metazoa, Chordata, Mammalia, Rodentia, Muridae.